AUGGCCGAGGCCGACGCCUUCAUCUUCGCGGCGCUGCAGCAGAGCGGCUGGUUGGAGCCGGCAGCGCAGGAGUCGUCCUGGACGGUGGCGGAGCUCUCGUCCGACGCGUUUAUCGUCGUCGUGCUCAAGUUCCUGACGCGUCUACAGGGCGCAGACGACAGCGCGACCUUCACUGUCCCGUCCGAAGACGCGCGGGCUCCUGUGGGCGUCGCGGCGAGGCACCGCGUGGGCUCCAAGCUCGCGAAUAUCCUCAAGGAGCUGGGGUAUGCUGGCGACUGCGGCUACAACCACUUUCUGUAUCCGAGUGAGAAGGAGACGCGGAACAUUUUGUCGUGGCUCGUGGGGAAGCUGCCCAGGUCGAAGCUGGAGGAAAAUGACGAAGAGGACAACAAGAGUGAAAUUUCGGGUAGAGUGGCGGCGGGGACUGAUUCUGCGGGGUGGCAGGACUCGGUCCUGGAGAAUGAGCGACUUAAGAGCAUUUUCUCGGGUUGGAAGCGCGAGAAGACGCUGCAUCUUUUCGACAACUUUCCUAGUGACUCGGUCAAGCCGGCGUCACUUUUGGAGGCUUUGGCCGCGGCGAAGCGUGGGUCUACUGUCCUGCUCCGAGAAGAAGAGUUUGAAGAGGAGGCUGAGACGGAAGAGGCUGGUGUUGCGUUGAAACGAGAUGAGAUCGAGGCCGCGCUUCAAGGUGCAGGAAGUGCUGGAGAAUCGGAGUUUCUCGCUCCUCAAGAAGCUGAGACGGAGGACGACAAGUUCGCGGCAAUUCAACCGCAGUCGUUCCUGGCGAAUGCACUUCCGGACGUACCGCUUACGUUGAAUUCGUCGGGCGGUGCUGUUGGUGCUGAAGCGGCUGUUGAAAGGGGCGCAUCAAUGGCGUCGUCGGCAGGGUCGAGCACCGUCGAUUCGAGCAGAGUGGAAGGAGAGAUGACCGGGCAGCAGCUAAGCGACGAGCAAUCUCUUGAGGAGGUGCAAAAGCAGGUUGACGAUACGGAGCGUCGUAUUACUGCCAUGCGCAAGGUGCUGGAUCGCGAGCGUGGCGAGCUCCAACAGGUCGAGCAGCAUGUCGUCGAAACCCAAGCCACUGGGCAGGAGAUACAGAAGCAAUUGGCCCGACAAAAGCAACUCGUCGCCAUGCUUCCUCAGGCCCAAGCCAAUAUUGCAAAGCUGGAGGCAAUCUGCCAGACAAAUGGAGAAAAGAAGGCGGAGCUAGCCCAGCAAAUGGAGAUCGCUCGUGGUCCUCUACUUAAAGAGUACGCCGAGUUCGAAGGGCAGAAAUCGAGUCGGAAGGCUCGGUGCCGACAGCUCAUCCGCGAGAUCAAGGCCUUCCGAGCUGAGAUGCAGGAGAUCACCGGCGUCAUUCACUCGAAGAUGGAGAGCAUGCGGGCGCUGGAGAAGAUUCAAGAGCGGCAAAUGACCAAGCUUGGCAAGAAGAAGAACGCUGAAGGUGGACCGAUGACACGCAACAUGUACACGUCGCGGAUCAUGGACAUCAUCAAGCAGGUCCACAAGCAGAAGCAAGACAUCGCCAAGAUCUUGGAUGACAUCAGGGGGCUUCAAAAGCAGCUGAACGCGGCGUCCGAGAAGUUGAAGCGGACUGAAGCCGUCGCAGAGGAGAAGCUCUUCAGCGCGGCGAGCAAGAGCAAAAGCUCCAUCAGCGCGAAGGCUGACGCGUACGUCGAGUGCUAUCGCAAGUUCGCGCAAGUGCGCGAGCUGUUCGAAGAGCUCAUUCUGGUCGUCGGGGACGUCGGGAAGAAGGAGAACGCAGCUCGCGACCUGCAGAACUGGAUCUCUCAGCUGGAGGCGCGUGACAGCAGCAACCACUUGGACAAGGUGCUUGCCGAUCUUGAGAGCGUCCGCCUCGAGAACGGCACGCUCCAGCAAGAGUUGCGUGCGCGAGUCGCGUAG
Messenger RNA from Phytophthora sojae, 1905 nucleotides. RefSeq lists its product as hypothetical. The record is from RefSeq and is a predicted model, not a curated record. The transcript has 4 exons. Gene Ontology annotation, biological process: positive regulation of ubiquitin-dependent protein catabolic process. Gene Ontology annotation, molecular function: cullin family protein binding. Bases 1 to 1905 code for a protein of 634 amino acids. Lineage: Eukaryota; Oomycota; Peronosporomycetes; Peronosporales; Peronosporaceae.